AUGAAUAAGAGAAAAUUUAAUGACGCAAAAUCAGUAAUAAUCCGUUUACUAAAAGAAGUAAAUAGUAGCAACUAUGAAACAAUUACAGAUAAAAUUUUUGUAUUGUUAAGUGAUACAAAUUAUACAAAACAACCAAGGAAUGUUAUAAAAGGUGGAAUUGAUAUAAUUAAUAAAGAAAUUUGUAUGAAGAAGGAGGUGGAAAUUGAAACAGUGAAAGAAAAACAAGCGGAGGAUAAAUUAAUUGAAUAUUAUCAAUCAUGCGCACUUAUAUUAGUGAGAUUGAUUGAAAAAUUUAAAAACGUAAAGGUGAAGAAGGGAAAAGUUUUAAUUGAUGGAAAUGUUUUUAUUAAAAAUUACUUAGUGAAUUGGGUUAAAGAUACAUUCUAUAAAUUAGUAAGUUUCAAUAAUAAUGGUGGUAAGAGUAGCAAUAGUAGUAAGAAUAGUAAUAUUAAUAUUAGUAAUAACAAAGGAAAAGGUGGCGGCGGUACUGGAAGUUUUAUUAAAUCAAAUAAAUUGAUUUCAGUAUGUUGCUUUAUUGGGUUAAACAAUUUAUUAAAAAUAGUCUCACAAAACUUUAUUCAAAGUAAUAAUACAAAAACUUAUUUAACAAAUUAUUAUAGAAAAUUAGAAAGUUUAAUGGAUAAUAGUAAAGUAUCUAAUGAAAACAAAAUAAUAAUAAAGGGAACAAUUGAACAUUUAGAUGGGCUUUUAUUAUUAUCAUCCAUAAAAAAUCAAAAUGAUAAAACCAAAGGUAAGAAAGCAGCUAAAGUUGUAGCUAAUAAUAUUACAAAAGUAGUAGCAGUAGAAAAAGAUCAAGUUGAUAAGAAAGUAGAUGAAUUAGAAAUAUCAACAACGAAUGAUUUAACGGCCAAUAAUGGUCCGGCAACUGAUGUUACUACAAGUAGUGAUCAAAUUAAUGGAUCAGUAGAGAUAAUUAAUAGUGAUGAAGAUUCAGAUGAUGACAAAGGUAUAUAA
This is a messenger RNA of Entrophospora candida, 975 nucleotides long. The record is from the annotation of a GenBank genome assembly. Lineage: Eukaryota; Fungi; Glomeromycota; Glomeromycetes; Entrophosporales; Entrophosporaceae.